Xiphophorus hellerii (green swordtail) is the source of this 630-nucleotide messenger RNA. Its product is annotated as alpha/beta-gliadin clone PW8142-like. The transcript is spliced from 2 exons. NCBI's taxonomy places the organism in Eukaryota, Metazoa, Chordata, Actinopteri, Cyprinodontiformes, Poeciliidae. The coding region runs from base 31 to 330 and encodes 99 amino acids. The record is from RefSeq and is a predicted model, not a curated record.
AAGUAUGCACUGGUUUUUCUUUUGCUGUCGAUGGUUUUCCUGAUGGCCCGUCCUGCAGAGAGCAUUCGUCCUCGUCCUCCUCCCCGUCCCCGUCCUCGUCCUCUUCUUCCUUCUCUUCCUCAAACUCGUCCUCAAGGAUACCCCUUCUAUGCAGACUUCAGGUUGAGAGGAGUCGGUUUCCAAGGAGACGAGGACCAGCAGGACCAGCAGGACCAGCAGGACCAGCAGGACCAACAGGACCAACAGGACCAGCAGGACCAGCAGGACCAGCAGGACCAGCAGGACCAACGCCUGCUGCAAUUAAACUUUGAACAAGAACGUCUUGAUUAGACAAUCAGAUUGUUUUGCAAACCACAAAAUAAUCUGAUGAUGAAUAAUAUAUUAAGUUCAUUGGUUUUGUCUGAAAUUGCUGGAAGGUGAAUAAAUUCAGAAUAACAUCGCACAAACUUCUAUUUCUUUGGUUACUAUUUUACACUUAAUUAUGUCAGUGUAAAACAUCAGUUUUCAAAGAGUUUACACAUAUUGACAUGAAACAUUUUAUCUUAGAGCAUUUUCAGGUGUUUUCCAUUAGCAUAUAAAGAUCCAUAAACCUAGUUUGGUUAGUCAGUGAUUGUGUGUUUGAUUCCUGAA